Messenger RNA from Gryllus bimaculatus (two-spotted cricket), 687 nucleotides. The record is from the annotation of a GenBank genome assembly. NCBI's taxonomy places the organism in Eukaryota, Metazoa, Arthropoda, Insecta, Orthoptera, Gryllidae.
AUGGCUGUGCUUCUUCUUGCAAGGACCUGCUCUACGUUGCCGUUGGCAAAGCAUUCGCUGAAUGAUAAAGCAGUUGAAAAUCGUUUUGCCGGUGACUUGCGUUUUGAACAGGCAGGGUCUUUCAGUUUCAGCCAAUUGAAGCCAUCAAAUCUGGACAAUGGUCGUUCCCAACCCUACCCACUCGAAGAGAAUGACGUUACCAACGUAGAAAUGGCUCUUGAACUCGAGGUAGAAAGUGCCAGAAAGGAAUUGGAACCCAGUGGCCGCCGUGAAAAAAGAGAACCACUGCGACGAACAUAUGAAGUCAACCCCCCUCUCCGAGAGCCAAAAACACCUCCCAAACGUCCAACAACUCGCCCACCCGCAACACACACAACUCGAUCCCAGAAACGGCGCAGCCAGAAUACAUCAGGAAAUGCUCGAGGAAGAAACGCAUCUCGCCCCACCGGCACACCCUUGACCUCAUCGACACCUGCAGGAACUCCUCGAUCCCCGACAUUGACCAACUGCGACCAACCAUCGCCUGCGUCAGCAACGCAGGCCACGUCACCACAAAAAACGCCUAGUGUCCCGUGUCCCGUAACUCAGCUUCCCGGUUACCGUGGCGUGGCAGGUUAAUAAAAUACUAAUUCCAUUCUCCCAUGCUAUCCAAAACUGUCCUUUGAAAACCAGAGUUAGUUAUAUGAU